CGCACCUCGCGCCCGGGACUGGACGGAGGAGCGGCGUCCUACGGCCUCUGUUACCGAUGGGCUCCGCGGCCUAGCGCCCAGGCCCCGCCACCGGUGACCGGGCACCGGGGGCUGCGAGGGGUCGCCUCCGAGGUCUCCACCAGCCCAUAGCGAAGCAUGGCAGCCAUCCCCUCCAGCGGCUCGCUCGUGGCCACCCACGACUACUACCGGCGCCGCCUGGGCUCCGCGUCCAGCAACAGCUCCUGCGGAAGUGCCGAGUACCCUGGGGAGGCCAUCCCCCACCACCCGGGUCUCCCCAAGGCCGACCCAGGUCACUGGUGGGCCAGCUUCUUCUUCGGGAAGUCCACUCUUCCGUUCAUGGCCACAGUGGUGGAGUCUCCAGAGCACUCGGAAUCCACCCAGGCCUCCACCAGCAUGGUCACCAGCGGCCUGACUCCAGAAACCACGAAGCAGCAGCCAGUCAACCAGCCGAGCCAGGCCAGCACUCAGUCCUGACCUGAUUGGGGCUUCCACGGUGCUAGGUCAAAUCCUGCCCACUCCAGCGGGUAGGGUAGAUGGGCUACAGCAAGCGGAGACCAGCUGGGUUUUUCCACAUGGAGAUGGCAGGCGCCAGGCAAGAGACCCCUUCUUUCCAAAUCUCAGUGGGCUUUUCUGACCCACAUAACUGUGCCUUGCUCAAGCAGAAAAUAAACGCCAAAGAGCGGGCAGCCCCA
Molecule: messenger RNA, 713 nt
Organism: Marmota flaviventris (yellow-bellied marmot)
Lineage: Eukaryota; Metazoa; Chordata; Mammalia; Rodentia; Sciuridae
Gene: Ppdpf
Product: pancreatic progenitor cell differentiation and proliferation factor
Biological process (GO): multicellular organism development; cell differentiation
Source: RefSeq, a predicted model, not a curated record